Pocillopora damicornis (cauliflower coral) is the source of this 4291-nucleotide messenger RNA. RefSeq names its product multidrug resistance-associated protein 1. The record is from RefSeq and is a predicted model, not a curated record. Lineage: Eukaryota; Metazoa; Cnidaria; Anthozoa; Scleractinia; Pocilloporidae. Gene Ontology annotation, molecular function: ATP hydrolysis activity; ATP binding; ABC-type transporter activity. Gene Ontology annotation, cellular component: membrane. Gene Ontology annotation, biological process: transmembrane transport.
GAUAAGUUUUUGUAAAAAUGGAAGUACGUGUUGAAGAUGGUUCAAUCAAUUCUGAAGCUAUGACUUCCCAAACUCAAUCAGAGAAUUUUGUUGACAAUGGAUGGGCUUCUUUUCCUGAGGUUGCCAAGAGGGAAGAAGUUAAAAGGAAACAAAAUCCUGAAGAUAGAGCCAACUUUCUCUCAAGGCUCACAUUUUGGUGGUUUAACUGGAUUAUAUCUACUGGUUACAAAAGACCACUCAAGGACAAGGAUUUAUGGGCCUUGAGGAGAGAAAAUCAAGCAACAUAUAUUGUCCCAAAACUGAAAAAGAAAUGGACAGAACAACAAAUGAAAUGCAGAAAAAUAAAUUCAGACAGAAGAAGUCAUAAAGAUGAAGAUGAAUACAAUGAAAGUGAUAGACUAUUGGAUGAUGACAGUGGCCCUGAUGAGGACAUCGAAAAUACCUCAACGAGAAAAGAGGAGAAAAAACCUUCUCUCAGAAAAACACUGGGAAGCCUGUUUGGGUUCAAGUUUGCCCUUGCUGUCUUUUGCAAGCUGUUGCACGAUUUGCUCAUUUUCAUCCAGCCUCAGCUUCUAAAAUUAUUAGUUGGUUAUACUGAAGACAAGGAUGAUAUGUUUGGUCCAUGGAAGGAGUGGAAAGGUUAUGCAUAUGCUGGGGCCAUGUUCGGAGUAGCUGCUAUUCAGUCAUUGGCACUUCACCAGUAUUUCCACAUUAUGCAACAGAUUGGCAUGAGAAUGCGCACAGGCAUCAUUGGUUUGGUUUAUGAAAAGGCUCUAGUAUUGAACAGCAAGGCUAAAGGGAAGACAACAGCAGGUGAGCUUGUGAACCUGAUGUCAGUGGAUGCACAGCGCCUGAUGGAGCUCACGACUUACAUAAACUCAUUGUGGUCAAGUCCACUUCAGAUUGCUGGUUCUCUGUACUUCCUCUAUAAUACUCUUGGACUCUCCAUUCUGGCUGGACUAGGAGUCAUGAUUCUAAUUAUUCCAUUAAAUAUGUUUUUUGGAAGUAGAAUGAGUACUCUUCAGGUAAAACAAAUGAGUGAAAAAGAUGAAAGGAUUAAACUGAUGAAUGAAAUUCUUAGCGGAAUAAAGGUCCUCAAGUUGUACGCUUGGGAGGAGUCCUUCAUGAAAGAGGUGGAAAUAAAACGUAAAAAAGAGCUAAAGUACUUGAGGAAUUCUGAUUUCUGGGCGGCAGGAUUUAUGUUUACGUUUGGCUGUGCACCGACAUUAGUGGCAGUCACCACAUUUGCGAUCUAUGUAAUUACUGGCAAUUUGCUAACAGCUAGUAAAGCUUUCGUUGCCUUGGCCCUUUUUAAUGUGAUGCGCUUCCCACUUGUCAUGCUUCCCGAUGUCAUCGUUUCCUGUGUUCAGGCAAGUGUAUCUCUGAAGAGGCUGCAAGAUUUUCUAAACCUAGAGGAACUGGACCUCAACAGUGUCCAAAGAACAACAUUGUCGUCCUCUGCCGUGUCUAUCGAGAAUGGUACAUUUACGUGGAGCAGCAGAAAUGCACCUGUGUUGAAAGAGGUGUCGUUGCAAAUUCCUAGUGGCUCACUUGUCGCCAUAGUCGGGCAGGUUGGAUGUGGAAAAUCUUCCUUACUUUCUGCCCUCCUUGGAGAUGCUGAGAAAGUGGAUGGAAAUGUCUCUGUGGAGGGAUCUGUGGCGUAUGUUGCUCAGCAGGCCUGGAUACAGAACGCAACUUUACGAGACAAUAUUCUGUUCAGCAAAGCCAUGGAUUCUGCACGCUACGAAAACGUGCUUGAUUCGUGUGCUUUGAGACCUGACCUGGAAAUUCUUCCUGCCGGUGACUCCACAGAAAUUGGAGAGCGAGGUAUUAAUCUUAGUGGUGGACAAAAACAACGUGUAAGCUUGGCUCGUGCUGUGUACUUCAAUGCUGAUAUCUACUUGUUGGACGAUCCGCUCAGUGCUGUGGACUCACAUGUUGGAAAACACAUAUUUGAGAACGUUGUAGGGCCACGAGGAAUGUUAAAAAAUAAGACUCGUUUGCUCGUGACUCAUGGAGUUCAUUUUCUUCCACAAAUGGAUCAAAUUAUCGUGCUCAAGGAUGGAAGAAUUACCGAGUGCGGUACUUACUCAGAGUUGAUGGCAAACUCAGGAGCCUUCGCAGAAUUCUUACAAACCUACUCAUCAGAAAACCACUCUUCAGACAACUCAACAGAAAAUGAAGAACAGGGAUCUGUUGCGAAGGCUAGCUCCAAAGCAAGCAGUUCUGAAGUUAAGGAAGUUAGUCAGAAGGAUGAAAACGAUGAUGAGGACGAACUGGGAAAAAUGAUUGAGGAGGAACGCUCAGAGACUGGAAGAGUCAAGUUCGCAGUAUUCUUCUCCUAUCUCAAGUCUGUGGGCUGUUGCGCUUCCUUCCUAACCAUAGUGUCCUUUCUCCUGAUGGAAGCCUGCACAGUAGGGACAGGAAUAUGGCUGGCGUACUGGAGCUCGGCAAAUGUCACUACAGACGAACAAAGAAACUUGUACUUGGGAAUUUACGGUGGCCUCGGUUUGGGUCAAGGAUUCUUCACUUUCCUUGUUUCUAUUUUUGUCACAGUUGGAGCUAUGAGAGCAUCUCGAAGGUUGCACCGCAACCUUCUAGUCAACGUUAUGCAUUCACCAAUGAGCUUCUUUGACACCACCCCACUGGGGAGAAUUGUCAACAGAUUCUCGAAAGAUUUGUACACUAUUGAUGAUACCAUACCGCGGUGUGUCACGGAUUUUAUUUGGUGUUCACUCGAAAUUAUUGGGAUGAUCGUAGCGAUUAGUUACGCCACUCCGCUGUUUUUAGCUACGUUGCCUGUUGUUGCAAUUUUUUAUUUUUAUAUACAGGUGAGUGAACCAAGGCGAAAAGAAAGCCUUGGACCCGCUUUUGCUGUGACGAGUUUUCCUUGUUUGUAUAUGUGGAAGAAGAGAGUUUAUGUAGCAACUUCGCGGCAGCUGAAGAGGAUCGAGUCCGUCAGUCGGUCACCAAUCUAUAGUCACUUCCUGGAAACAGUGAACGGUGCCAGCACCAUACGAGCAUAUUCUCAACAACGCCGUUUUAUCCUCGAUAAUUACUAUAGGACAGAUGAGAAUCAAGUGGCUUACUAUUCUACUGUAUCCUCAAACAGGUGGCUCGCAGUUCGUCUUGAAUUUCUCGGUAACUGCUUGAUAUUAUUCGCUGGGUUAUUUGCUGUCUUAAGCAGAGACAAAAUCAUGAGUGGAUUGGUGGGAAUGUCGUUAACAUAUUCGUUAGAGAUUACGGAAACUCUCAACUGGGCAGUGCGCAUGACGAGUGAACUAGAAACUCAACUUGUUUCCGUUGAAAGAGUGAAAGAAUAUUCAGAAACAGAUACAGAGGCUAGAUGGAUCAUCCCAGAAAAUCGACCGCCAGACGACUGGCCAUUCACUGGACGGAUUAUAAUGGAUCAAUUUGACUUGAAAUACAGAGAAGGAUUACCUCUUGUACUGAAACAGAUCAGCUGCGAUAUUAAACCAGGAGAAAAGAUAGGCAUUGUUGGCCGAACUGGAGCGGGAAAGUCGUCAUUGACGUUAGCUUUGUUCCGUAUUCUGGAGAGAGCUGGUGGAAAAAUAACCAUCGAUGGUGUUGACAUCGCUACCCUUGGGCUGCAGGAUUUACGCUCGCGGCUAACCAUCAUCCCACAGGAUCCAGUGCUGUUCUCUGGGAGCCUUCGACUUAACUUGGAUCCUUUUAAUAAAUACACUGAUGACCAGCUAUGGCACGUGUUGGAAGUGAGCCACAUGAAGAACUUUGUCUCAGGGCUUAAUGAAGGACUUCAGUACACAAUUGCAGAGGGAGGAGAGAACUUGAGUGUUGGUCAACGUCAGUUGGUGUGCUUAGCGCGUGCGCUGCUGCGUAAAAGUAAGAUCUUGGUUCUGGACGAAGCCACGGCUGCGGUGGACUUAGAGACUGAUGAAUUCAUUCAGCAAACGAUUCGGCGAGAGUUUGCUGACCGCACAGUAUUCACCAUAGCUCACAGGCUCAACACCAUUAUGGAUUAUGACAGGGUGUUGGUUCUCGAUAGCGGCUCCAUUGCUGAGUUUGAUUCCCCUUCAAACUUACUGAGUAGAAAUGGACUUUUCGCGAAAUUGGUUCAAGAUGCCAGGCUUUCCUGAGGAUCUUGUGCAUGAGCAUUGGUUGUGUUUUCGAUUCCAGCCCAUUCCAACACGUGGUCCUUAAAAGAGACUCACGAGUACAUGUUGAACAUGAACACGCGAACAUUAAGUUCACGAGAUAUAUAACCAAGGAAAGCGUUUUUCACGAGAUAAUAUAACCAAGGAAAAAGUUU